Rangifer tarandus platyrhynchus (Svalbard reindeer) is the source of this 2592-nucleotide messenger RNA. The record is from the annotation of a GenBank genome assembly. NCBI's taxonomy places the organism in Eukaryota, Metazoa, Chordata, Mammalia, Artiodactyla, Cervidae.
AUGGCGGCGCUGGUAGCGCCUGAGGCCGCGGCGCCCCGGGGCCCGACAGAAGCAGGGGAGACGACCGAGGAGGCGGAGCUGAGCCGCUCUCUGAGCCGCCUGCUGCCCGGGCUGGAGGCCGACAGCAAGCUGGGCCGGCGGCGCGCUCUGGAGGCGCUGCAGCGGGCGCUGGAGGCGGCGCAGUUCCAGGCGCCUGACGCCGACCCCGACGCCGCGGCUGCGGCCUUCCAGGGCCCUUGGGUGAACCUGCUGCUGCCGCGCCUGCUGCGCCGCCUGGCUGACCCGGCCGAGGGCUGCCGCACGCUGGCCGUGCACCUGCUGGGGCUGGGCCUGCGGCGCGCCGCGCGGCCCCGCGACGCCCUCCCGCGCCUGCUGCCCGCGCUCGCCGCGCGGUUGGCCAGCCCCGAGCCCGCGCGCCGCCCGCCGCCCGAGGCCUGUGAGGAGCUGCGCCUGGCGCUCGUGCAACUGCUCGGCCUGGCCGUGCGCCUUGCCGGCGCCGCGUUCGCGCCCCACCUGGACGACGCGGUGCGCGCGCUGCGCUGCACGCUGCUCGACCCCUUCGCCGCCGUGCGCCGCGAGAGCUGCGAGUGCGCCGCCGGCCUGGCACGCGCCACUCCAGACCACUUCCACAUGCAAUCGGAGUCCCUGAUCGGCCCCCUGAUGCAGUCCAUCUCCCACCAGCACUGGAAGGUGCGGGUGGCUGUCAUCGAGGCCACGGGCACAGUGAUCCAGUUCGGCAGCGGGAAGUCAGUGGAUGAUGUUCUUCCUCACUUUGCUCAGCGGCUCUUUGACGACGUUCCCCAGGUGCGCCAGGCAGUGACACGCGUGGUGGGGGGCUGGCUACUGAGCCUGCGGGACCGCUACUCCUUCUUCCACAAGCUCAUCCCACUCCUGCUGAGCGGCUUCCACGACGAGAUCCCUGAGAUCGCGUGCGAGGCGACCAGCCUCUGGGAGCGGGUCGGCCUGCAGUGGCAGACGGAGAACGGGGAAGACCUCAAGGACAAGCUGGACUUUGCCAGCCCUCCCCCAGCCCACCACCCCUCGCCAGGGAGCCGCCCGGGGCUGGGCUGCCGAGAGCUCGUGUUCAGAAACCUCUCCAAGAUCCUCCCCGCCGUCUGGCACGACAUCGCUGACUGGGUGGUGGGCACCAGGGUGAAGUCAGCGCAGCUGCUGGCUGUGCUCCUGCUGCACGCGGAGGACCACAUCACGCAGCACCUGGAGCCCGUGCUGCGCACCCUGCUCCGCGCCUGCGCCGACGAGGAGGCAGCUGUGGUCUAUAGCUGCGAGAGGUCUGCAGAGCUGGUCGGCGCCUUCGUCAGCCCAGAGGUGUUUCUGAAGCUGAUGCUGCCGACGCUGAGGAAGUCCCCCUCGCCCCCAGGCCUCCUGGUCCUCGCCUCCCUCAUCCGAGGCUGCCCCAGGGAGGCUCUGCUGCCACACGUGAGAGUCGUCGCCGUGGAGCUGGCCCAGGCUCACAUCUGCCGAGGGUCUGAAAACCGCCUGUAUGGUGAGCGCCUGCUGCAGUGCGUGCAGGCCGUGGUGUCCGUGGGCCAGGAGGACUGCCGAGGGGCCGGCGAGCCGCUCCUGGAGGUGCUGGUGACCAUCCUGGCGCUGUGGGGGCCCACGGGCCUCGGCAACAAGGUCCAGGAGACACUGGCUGAGCUGGCUGCAGUGGAGGGCAUGGACAGCAGCCAGGACCUCUUCCGAGCACAUGUGAGCCCCCUCCUGGAGUGGCUGGCUGCCUCGCACCAGGACUGGACCGGCCACUCCGUGGAGCUUCUGCAGCUGGUCGUGGUGCUCACCCACUCAGGCCCUGCCCUCGGAGAAGCCCUGCCCCAGCUGGUCCCCAUCCUCAGGAGCUGCCUUCAGCCAGCCAGGGACCCAGCCAUGCGCCUGAAGCUCUUCUCCACCCUGACGGGCGUGCUGCUGAAAGCCCCAGAGACGGUGGAUUCACAGGGGCAUCUCCGCAGCUACCUGGACACCCUGGUCCAGGACAUCUUGGUCCCCAACCUGCAGUGGCAUGCCGGCAGGACGGCCGCAGCCAUCCGCACGGCGGCCGUGUCCUGCCUCUGGGCGCUUGUCAGCAGCGGGGUCCUAUCGGAUGGGCAGGUACAGGACAUGCAGGAGACAUUGAUGCCUCAAAUUCUGACCACCCUGGAAGAAGAUUCUCAGAUGACUCGAUUGAUUUCGUGCCGGAUCAUUAACUUGUUUUUAAAGACCUCUAAUGGUGUGAUUGAUCCAGACAAAUUCAUCAAGAUUUAUUCUGAACUCUUAAAGCGCCUGGACGACAUUUCCAACGACGUGAGGCUGGCAGCAAUCUCCGCCCUGGUCACCUGGCUGCAGCGCGUCCAGAGGGAGGCCUCGAAGUGCUGCUAUGAGAGCAGCAUCCGGCACCUGUACCGCGAGCUCCUCGUGUACCUUGAUGACCCGGAACACACCGUCCAGGACGCGGUUCUCGAGGCCCUCAAAGCAGGCAGUGUCCUCUUCCCCGACCUCCUGGUGAAAGAGACGGAGGCCGCCCUCCACAAGCACCGCUCGCCCACCCACUGCGAGCAGCUCCUGCAGCACCUGCAGGCCCUACUGCCUGCCCAGUGA